Messenger RNA from Prorocentrum cordatum, 585 nucleotides. Lineage: Eukaryota; Dinophyceae; Prorocentrales; Prorocentraceae. The record is from the annotation of a GenBank genome assembly.
AUGUCGCUGGCGGAGCCGGCCAGCCCCUCCUUUGCCGCGGGGGCGAGCCGGCUUCUCGUGACGCACGUGCUGGCCAGGGCGAUGGUCGAGGAGCCCAAGAUGCGGGACGCGCUCGCGCAGGAGCUGGGCGCGCUGGCCAGGCAGAGCGCUGAGUGCUCCGAGGCCGCGGCCAGGCGGCGGGCCCUGCAGCUCCAGGCCGAAUCCGUCGCGCGGUCGGCGGCCCUGAGCAGGGAGCUCCGCCGCGUGCUCUACGCGCACGUCUUCGCGGGCGCCAUCUUUCAUGCUAGUGCCGGUUUCUGUUCCUCGGUGGUCGCCCGCUCGUACCGCCGGGCGAGCAGGAAGCGCCUGGACGAGGACGAGCAGCUGCUGCCCCUGGUGCUGCGCGCCUGCGGGCCGGCGGACUGGGCGCGCUGCGCCGCGGCCUGCCGCGCGCUGCGGGCGCGCGGCAUCGGCGGCCCGGGCCUGGCGGCGUACUGGUUCCGGAGCCACUCCCGGGAGGGGCACCGGGAGGCCCUGCAGCUCGUCGUGCAGCGCGGCGCCGCCGAUCUGCUGGUGUGCCCGUCGCCGAGGCGCGGGCAGACGUGA